CACGAUGGAGUUGUAAUCAAGAAACUUAGUCAUAAUGCAAGCAAGCGAGAUCGUCGAAAGAAGAUUAACAACUUGUAUUCCUCUCCUUUUUUACUCCCUCCGGAUGCUGAUCGAAUGGUAUCUACAAUAUCUAUUCAUCUGUCUCCCUACAUGUGUGAACUACAAAAAGAAGUGGAGAAUUUGGUUCAGAAGAAAGAAGAGUUAUUGUCGAGAUUGUCUAGGCAGAGAGAAUUGAAGAUCACGAGGACUAUCAUGUCGGGAAGAGAAGAAAAGCGGAGAGAAAUGAAACAAGUUCAUCAGCUGCAGUCAUAAUCAGUUCAGUUGGAGGCGAAGAAGUUGUAGUUCAGAUAUCUGCACUCAAAGAUGACAAGGGUUUACUAUCCGAGGCUCUAAAUAAACUAGAGCUUGAUGAUAAAAAUUAUCUUGAUAAAUGCCUCUUCUUUCCGAUCUAUGGGAGAUAG
Molecule: messenger RNA, 461 nt
Organism: Daucus carota subsp. sativus
Lineage: Eukaryota; Viridiplantae; Streptophyta; Magnoliopsida; Apiales; Apiaceae
Product: transcription factor ORG2-like
Exons: 2
Source: RefSeq, a predicted model, not a curated record